GCUGGCACUCUUGCAGUGGCAAAGUGAAAGUUGUUUCUCCCAAAAACGGGAUUCAAAAUCAAACCUUUCACAAGAAAAAGAAAACGUAACAAACUCUUCGAGUUCCACGCUAAACCCGCGUCACUUGUUUCGCCAGUCCGAGUUGGAGACUCAGCAAUAUCCAUGGACGAGUCGGCUUCCGCUUCCUCUCCGCUGCGCCCGGUAACAGUCGACGGAGCCGACGCCGACGCCGCGCUGUCGAAGUCGCGGUUUCUGACACGGGAAGAGGUUCUCAGGCGGCGGCUCCGGCGAGUGAAGCAGCUAGGGCGCUGCUAUCGGGCCCACUAUUGGGCCCUAAUGGAAGAGCUCCGGUCGAAGUACAGAGACUAUAGCUGGACCUACGGAAAGAGCCCCUUCAAGGAGGGCCACAAUGAGACCGACAUCGACUAUCAAAACGGCGGUGGCGUCCCUGCUCUCGGUGGCGGCGACGACAUCGUGCGGUGUCGUUUCAGCGGCUGCAAGACUAAGGCCAUGGCUUUGACGACAUACUGUCACUCUCAUAUAUUGUCCGAUUCCAAACAGAGGCUUUACCAUGGAUGCAGAGCCGUCGCCAAAAAUUUGCCAACAGGGCCUUCAUUCUGUAAUAAGCCAGUACUGAAAACCAUGGUUCCUCCUGCAUGCCCCACUCAUCAUCAAUUCGGUGAAAGGUGUCUAGCUCGUGCAUUAAGAAGGGCAGGGUUAGGGAAUGCUAUCCCUUCGAAUCGUAAGCCUACUGUGAAGUUACAUGUAUUAGUUUCCGAAUUUGUCCACCAAAUUCAAAAUAAACGAAAGCUUGCAUUGAAGGAAACUGCUCCUAAAGUUGAGACUGAAUAAAACUAAUCUGCAUAUUAUAGAAUAUAAUAUUGAGUUCCUGCUGAUUUUGCAAUGCAUAGGAUGGAGGUGGCAAGAUAAAAUAAGUACCUCUGCACAUGUAUGCUUGUAAUCUUUUCUGCAAAUUUGCCUUAGUCAUAUUCAAUGAGCAGCAUCAUUGUCUAUUCAAUAGUUGUUUGUUCUUCAAGUAAAAAAUUGUAUAUACUUCUAAAGCAUUCUGCAUGGAUUAGAAAUCUCAAACCUCAAGUUUUUAUGUUGGA
Messenger RNA from Vigna radiata var. radiata (mung bean), 1109 nucleotides. RefSeq names its product INO80 complex subunit D-like. The record is from RefSeq and is a predicted model, not a curated record. The transcript has 2 exons. Lineage: Eukaryota; Viridiplantae; Streptophyta; Magnoliopsida; Fabales; Fabaceae. The coding region runs from base 163 to 852 and encodes 229 amino acids. Gene Ontology annotation, cellular component: NSL complex.